AAGGGAACAUGAUGGGAAGUAUGGUCACGCUCCAAAGGGGCUCUUCUUCUGCUAAAACAGCAAGUAGUUGAGAGACCGCCCUUCUGAGGCUGCCUGGGCCUCACUGUGCCCAGCUAGCCGCGGGCUGGCAUGCAGUGGAGCUGCUUGAAAGGAGGCCAUGGUAUCUGUUCUGCAUUACCUGCUUCUGCUCUGGCUGGGUUGUGGCGGAACAGCCAGCAAUGAGCAGGAGAUGCCAAUGCAAGUUGUUGAAGCAACAGAGUCUGAUACAGUAAUUCUGCCCUGCUCUUUUGAUCCUGCACUGGCCUCGGAUUAUCUGGAUUUGACUUGGUCCAGUCCGUCUGGGGACCUGCUGUUGUACACAUAUGUUCAAUACCUUCAGUCAGGCGCAAGACUAGGUGACAUGUGGGGACUGUUGCUCUACAACAUCUCCAGGCAAGAUGAUGUUUGGUUCACUUGUCAGUGGAAUGGCACCUCGGGAACAAACCACGCACUCCCAAACGGGACUGCAAGACAACUUGAAUUCUUCCCAUGUGAUGCUCCCAUGCCCAAUAACCGGAUGGAAGGGUUACUUUCCUGGCUUGAGCAGAAUUCACUUGCUGAAGAGACAGUGUUGGUGAAAGUGCAUAUAUCACUCUCUCCUUAUCACAGGAUGAUCAUAAAGCAUGAUACCAUUUUUUUAAUCAUUCCAUCAGUAACCUUUAAUGACACUGGAAACUACACCUGUGAGUGGAAAGAGCAAAAACGCCAUUUUCAGCUGAAAGUAACAGUGAAACCAGCCUACUUGAAAGGUUUUUGGCAAGCUUUUGGAGACCAGCACUGGAUAAUCUGGACGGUGGCUCUGGGAUAUAUAGUCUUCUGUCUUGGCUCUGUCUUGUGUUUCCUGUGGCUCCGACAUGUCACUCGCGCUCGUAAACAACAAAUGAAGUUGAGGUCCCCUGCCAGGAGAAGGUACUUUGGUGCUAAGAGGAACAAGCCACAUAUCUCCAAUGGGAUUGUGGCAUCUCCAGCAACUGAAGAUGCAGCAGAGCAAGUGGAUGCCUUCUCCUAUGAGAAUGUGUUGCCAGACAUUGCUCCUGGAAGGAAUGGCCAAAGGUUACUUCAGAAAGGAAAGAUCCUACCCAAUACAAUCAACAUGGAAGAUGAAGAAGUGUAUGAAUGCCCUGAUAGUGAAACAGAACUCAAAUCAGAUGAUGAUGACAACUAUGAGAAUACCCAGGAAGAAGGAACACAGGGAGAAACAGUUGCAAAAGAUGUUUCCUUAUAUGAAAAUAGAGGAAGCAAGGUGAAACCUGUCUCUCACAAUUCGGACUCAGUUGAUGCAUGCUAUGCAAACAAAAACCCAGAGGCUCCCAAGAUUCUGUCUCAAGAUCCAGUUGAUGAAGCUGAUGGUGAAAACUAUGAGAACUUGGAAGAGGAAUCUCCUCUGAGCCCUGGAGCCUCACGCCUGAUAGCAGGUUUACGCCUCCACCUGUCUCUGGACCCUCACAUUGAUAGGCAGGAUGGCGGUAGUGAGGCUUCUACAGGCUCCCAGUCCUACGAAGAGAUGAAUGGGUCCUUGUCCCCCACUGCUAUCAAGCCUCUUCUGCUGCAACCCAACACAAGCAAUGAGGAAGAUGCCGAUUCCUAUGAAAACAUGGAAAGCCCAAACGGCUUCAAUUCACGCAAUGAAGGCAACAUGGAUCUCCAUGGAGAAGGCAUGGCCAUUAGCUCCCCGUGGCAACAUCUGUCUAUUGCUUCCAGUGCUGAACUUAGAGGCGGUCGGCUGUGUUCAGACUAAAUCUAGAGGUCUUGGGACCAUUUGACCCCUUGCAAUGCCUUUCUCAAGCCAAGAACUUAUAUCUUUGAGUUUGGAAGAAGACGCCUUUCAUUGCCAUCACUCUUCAUUCCCUUGAACCAGAGGAUUAUGAAGGUCAUUUAAUACUAAAAGAAGGGUCUGAGAGACUGGACCUCUAGUUUUGAACUCUGGGGUUGACUCAAGUAACGGACCAGUAAGCAACCUUAUAUAUCUGAAAGGGAAGCAGAAGGGUUGGCGACAAACAGAUAGUCUCUUUUAAUUUUUUGGAGAAUUGAAAGAGGAAGGAGAGUGCUUUUAGUGGUAUAGGUAAAGGUUUUGUUUUUGUUUUUGGAGGGGGGAGGUUCAUACAAUCAUUUCCGGCCAAAUAGUUUUUUAAAACCAGUUGACAGAUGAAUCUGAACCAAGAUUUGUGGUCCUCCAACUGUUAAUGUUGAACCUCAACUUUCUUCAGACUUAGGCAUGCCUUAUAUCCCAGAAUCCGAGCCCAGAUUAUCUGUUUAUCCCAGAUUAUCUGGAAUGAUAGACUCAUAUAAUCCAGUUGGCAGUGUAGAUCCAGCCUUAGGCAGUAUUGCAAGUGGUGAGGGAUAAUAGGAGUUGCACUCCAACAGCAUUUAGAGAUAUAAAAUUGAUCUAACUCACAUGUCAAACUCAAGUCCCGCGGGCCGAAUCUGUCCCACCAUGUCAUUUUAUAUAAUCCUCCAUGGGACUACAAUGCCUGUGUUCUUCAUCACUAGGAAUCAUGAGCACCGUUGAUUGGAGUUGUGAUACAAUCACAUCUGGAAGGCUGCAAUUUGUUCUGUUUAGUCAGGAUAGUAGGGUUUGAAUUUAGGUACAAGGCUUGUAGAUAUGACGUUGGGUUACAAGUCUUGUUAUUCCCAGUCUGUGUGGUGGAUAAUCAAAAGUGAUGGCAGUUGUUAUUCCGUAACACCUGGAGACCAAAAUUGGGUAAAAUCUAAAGAGC
Messenger RNA from Anolis sagrei ordinatus, 2756 nucleotides. RefSeq names its product CD19 molecule (gene CD19). NCBI's taxonomy places the organism in Eukaryota, Metazoa, Chordata, Lepidosauria, Squamata, Anolidae. Gene Ontology annotation, cellular component: external side of plasma membrane. Gene Ontology annotation, biological process: regulation of B cell activation; B cell receptor signaling pathway; B cell proliferation involved in immune response. The record is from RefSeq and is a predicted model, not a curated record.